GUCACUUCGCCGACCCUCGAGGAGCACACCACCAAGGAGGCUUCGCUUCGCGAGAAGUAUCCAGAGAUCUACGCAAAGAUCGACUACUGGCGCGCUCUUGGUGGUGCCAAGAAGCCCGCCGACCUUCUCGAUCCUCCCGAUUCUGGUAGCGAGUACACCGACGACGCCCACUCUGACGACGACUCGCUUCUUGCAGCUCCUUCUCAGCGCGUGGCCCAAGAGACCCAGACGCCCACCGCCUGUGGUCAAGCUGCGGAGAGCAAAAGCCAGAUGAAGGAGGCCUCUACCGACGAUUCUUCUUCCAACGAUGAUGACUCGAGCACUGGCUCGUCCAACGGCGACCCGUUCCACUUGAACAAGUAUCUCACGCCGGAGUACCAGGCCAAGGCCCAGGAUUAUCUCAAGGCCUUCGACGAGGCUCAAGCUCAAGCUCAAGCUCAAGCUACCGACAAGCCCGUCUACGGGCCUGCCCCUCCCCCUUUCUGGACCCAGUCCGGAGGAAAGACCAUCGCCGCCAAGCCGACUGCCACGGAUAACCGCUCUCAGAAGACUGCGGAGAGCGACGAGUCUUACACCUUCAUCCAGAGAGACCCGAAGGAAGUGCAUGCGUUCUAGAGCAACGUACGAACCUCACUUCACGUUUCCGACGAUGAACUGUCCGAUACCGACGACGUCAAGGCCGCCAAGGUCUCCGCUGCUCAGCGGGAGCGAG
This is a messenger RNA of Colletotrichum acutatum, 712 nucleotides long. RefSeq lists its product as uncharacterized. NCBI's taxonomy places the organism in Eukaryota, Fungi, Ascomycota, Sordariomycetes, Glomerellales, Glomerellaceae. Bases 271 to 615 code for a protein of 114 amino acids. The record is from RefSeq and is a predicted model, not a curated record. The transcript has a single exon.